CGAGUGGGCAGUCGCUGUCGCAUUUUCCCGACCCGAGUUAGCUGCAGCUAGGGAAGGAGAGAGUGAGUGAGAGCGCAGCCGCGGGAGCCAGUGGGCUCCCUCCGUUCCCGAAGGCCCGCCCCUGCUGGGGGCGCUCUUUGGCGGCGCUUAAAAGGCGAGGGCUCGCUGUCCGCAAGAUUUUUCCUCAACAGAUCCUGCCGCAGUCCGUUCCCUCCCGCUCUGCCUACUUCAGACCGCACCACCGCUGCCAGCGUCUCACUCGUGCCCUGCGCCUGCUGCCUCCAGGACCCGCGCUGCCGCCCGCCUUCUCCGACCCCUGCAGCAAGACCCUGUAACUCCCUGCCCCCAACUGCGGGACACUCAAAGCCCCAAGAACUAGUGACGAUGUCAGAGGCGGCGGGAAAUCUCAAUAGCCUCCGCUUGGCGAAUGUGGCCCUGCAAGAGGAGUUAAAUGCCCUUCGAGGAGAGAAUGCCCAUCUGGGCCUGCAGCUCGGGAGAGCCUUGGCCGAGGUUAAUUCCUUGAGGGGCAGUGUCUCGAGCCACAUCCACCGGCCGGUGCCCAUAGUGCCCGUCCUUGCCGAGGAGAACUUUGAGUACCCGCCCAGUGAGAACGAGCCCGCUCCCGAGGAGGAGGAGGAGGAGGAGGAGGAGGAGGUGCCUUUCCUGUGUUGGCCUCCUCCGCGCACAGAUCCCGAGGAUGUCUCAGAUGAUCUUUUGAUUAACGUGGUCCAGGACUAUUCCAACCCCGAGGAGUCCACUGACCCCCCUCUGUCACCCAGCUUGUCCCAGUCGGAGCUGCACUCCCCCGCGCCAAAAGAGCUGUCCCUACAGGUCUUUCUGCCACCGCUUGAGCGGCCAGACAUAGAACCAUUUGCAGGCGACCCGGUCUACCUGGCUGAAUUUCUGAUGCAGCUAGAGACUUUCAUAGCAGAUCAUGAAGAUUACUUCCCUGGGGGCGAGGAACGGGUGGCCUUUCUGGUUUCUUUUUUCAUAGGGGAAGCGAGAGACUGGGCUAUCUCAGUCACUCAGGAAGGAAGCUCCUUGAAUUCCAACUUCCCGCUCUUCCUGGAUGAAAUGCGUAAGGUAUUCUGUGGCCCCAUCCCCUCGCGCGUGGCUAAAAAGGCCAUUCGUAAGCUCAAGCAGGGAGAUUGUACCCUAAGCAGCUAUGCAGAUGCUUUUCAAUUCUUGGCCCAGUUCUUGUCUUGGGAUGACAAUCGCCUCCAAAAGCAGUUCCUUAAAGGCUUGUCAGAAUGUGUCCGAAGGGAGCUCUUUUGGUCAACUGAAAUUGCAGAUCUGGAUGAGCUGAUUCUCGAGUGUGCGGAGAUAGAAAGGAAAGUGCGGGUCCCCAAGCCAACCCCACUCCCUGAAGUUCAAAGCAGCUUCUACCCUUUGGCUCCGGUUCUCAAUGAGAAUGGAAAUGAAGGUGUGGUGGCGUGCCACAUUGAGAAUGAGGUUGAGGGUGAAGAGGCAGGCGGGCACAGGCUUUAUCUGGUGGACCAGGGGAGGCACGUGAAGGCCUUCUCACAGGAGCUGAGGGAGGAGGAGGAGGAGAUGAGGAAAGAGGAAGAAGAGAUGGAGGAUGAGGAAGAUGAGGAUGAGGAGGAAGAUGAGGAUGAUGAGGAAGAGGAGGAUGAUGAGGAAGAGGAGGAGGAUGAGGAAGAAGACAAGGAGGAGGAGAUGAAGAAGAAUGAGGACGGCAGUGAAGAUAAAUACGAGGAGGAAGCUGAAGUUGAGGUUAGGGUCCUGCUUCCAGAACAGGAGCAAGUGAUAGAGGAGGUCCAGCAUGAGCACGAUCAUGUGUAUGUGCACGACUGCAUUCACUUACACAUGCAUGCGCUUGCUGCCCAUCAUUAUGGCCUACAUGGAGAGGUGUUGGAGAUAGAAGAACCUGUCCUUGUGGACACGUCAACCCAGACCGUGAGCUCUGCGACAGGCUACCAUGCCGAGAAUUACCUGAGCGUGGCACCUUCCAUAAUGCAACCGAGCAGACAGGGGAGCCAAAAUCGCGUCCCACUUCUGGAGGGCCUUCCAGAUACCAAUUCUCCCUUCUACAGCUCACCACCACUGAUUCACCAUGCAGGUCACUUGGAGCAAGACCAAGUGCGAAGACAUCCCUCAGUGCUGUUCUGCCUCACUCCUAGACAGGGCGGGCACCGAGCUCAAGGCCGAAUUCGCGUGUGAAUCCUUUGGUGAGUUGGCCACAGGGAACACACCCUUCUACCGCAUUCCUUGCUCUUGCUAUUGCUGCUGUACCUGCCACAUCUACUGACCAGUCCUUAAGAAAGCUCCAGACCUGAAGAACUCAAGGGAGACCUGUAGAAUUCCAGACUGUUUUGCAACCACAACCAGCGAGUGAAAUGUGCCCAACCAAGGCCAUCUAAGAAGGGAGAGGUCAGUCGUCGCUGUCCUCUUGCCAUGUACUGUGCUCAGUCCUUGCACAAGUUGGAGACCAAGUUUCUGGGCCUGUUCUUGUAAAUGCACUGGUCACCUUUGUCCUCUCCUCUAGUUGUCCCCAGCCUUCGCCUCUCUGUGUGUUCUUUGUCCUGUGUUCUUACGGUUUUACUCUGACUAGACAGGACUUCACCCAAUGCCUCACUGAUCUGCCCCAAUGACUUAAAGGACAGGCUACAUUAACCUCCUAAUGCUACUGAGGCCACUUCCUGGACAAUGAGCAGGAUGGCACCAAGAAGUAUAUACUUGUUAUGUUUGCAGCAGAAGAGCCUGAAAGGGAAACUGACUUACACCCAGUGCAGCGAGAACACGAAGUCACACGUGCAGUGGACAGUGACUGAGACUUGCUCUCUUGGCCUGAUGGUGGCAACCUGACUCCACUUUGAGUGCUGGAGUCAUCUUCCCUCAGACUCCUGCACCACGACCCUUGAACAGACUUUGGCCACUUUUUUUUCCCUUAAAGGUUUGGUGUUAGGGAUGCGAGGGGUGGGGUGGCCGAGGUGGCAGCAGCGUCACAACUCAGUUUGACAUCCUAAGGAGUGACUCUUGCUUUAGGUACAUGGCCUUUUUCACCCAGCUAAGCUCUGGUCUGCAGACUGUGUCGGAGGUGGCCUUGCUGCCCUGUUCUUCAAGCCCCUCUGACUCUAAGGAGUCUUUGGUUCUGAGAGAAGAGACCAGGACUAGCUCACUAGAGACUGCACCCAUGCAGUGCAGCUGCCCAACACCCCCACGGCUCUCUCAGGAGGGGCAAUCUCUCUCAGGCCUGUUGCCGAACUUCAGUUAGCCAGCUUCAGGGGUGACUGCCUCCUUCACACUCCAGGGGCUUCUGGAGCACAAAUUCAGGUGCCCUUAGAAAGACAUCUGCUGUUCAGUUGGGUCCAGAAAAUACUGCUUUUGCGGUGAAAGCCACACAUGUGUUAUUAUCAGUUCUGGCCACAAAAAUGGCAGCCCGAUUCACUGCUGGCCACACUUGUCCCCUGGACACUGAACUUGCUGCACAGCGCCUAGCAGUUGGGUAAGUGCAGCCCAAGUGUCUGUGGCCAGCAGGAGGGAAAUUACAUGAGAGCUCAGCCCUAGAAUUUGAACCUAAGACCAGAGGAAGGAACCUGAGGAAGACGAAUCGGAAACAGACCCAGUCCUCAGACUGGUUUAGGGUGAGAUCUCUGUUCAUCUGCAAGAGCUUAUUUCCUCAGGCGAGACUUCCAAACGGGAAAACACCGUUCUUCGAAGCUCUGGACCCUGUCUGCUGAUGUCAGCAUGCUGGUCAUGCUGACCCUGUGCUUGUGGAGAAGUGCAAAGGGCAGGCAUCCUGUACCUCAAAUUUCGGAGCCCUCCUUGGUACAGGCCUUGUCGGACCGCAUUGGCUCUUCUUACUCUGAACAGCCUCAGCCAGGGAGAGUGCGCACAAGCAGUAAACUGGUUUGUAGGCCUCUGGGGGCAGAGGGGGCUUGGACUUCCUUUGACCUUUCCCCUUCUUUCCCAGAUCUUCAAUAUAUUUUGUGUGUGAUGUGACAGCUACGGGAGCUGUCUGAAGCUUUGAGUGCCUC
Molecule: messenger RNA, 3998 nt
Organism: Chionomys nivalis (European snow vole)
Lineage: Eukaryota; Metazoa; Chordata; Mammalia; Rodentia; Cricetidae
Gene: Rtl5
Product: retrotransposon Gag like 5
Exons: 3
Coding region: 385-2181 (598 amino acids)
Source: RefSeq, a predicted model, not a curated record